AUAACAUUCCACCAAUCACAUGCAUCUAUUUCACGCACCCAGUCUCAACCUGUAUUUAUUUUUUAAAGACCAAGUUACUCGAUAUUUUGAAUAUUAUUUGAAUUGAUAAUCUUACAAAUGCCCUGGAACCAAUAUGUCUGAAGAUGGUAGACAUCAAGAAGACCAGUUCGACUUCGACGAUUCUAAAGAUGAAGAACUACACGCUUCCAGCAAGCCUUCCUCCUGCGUAACUUCGAAGCAAGUAAACCACUACUACAUAGUAAGCGAUAGUGAAAAAGAUACCUCUUACGUCGACGAACCUCCUUAUAUUUACGAACAAGAAUGUAAAGAUAAUCCCGAACCUGGCGAAGAAACCAUCGAAUGUCAGGUUACCGAACCACCCGAAGAAUUAAACGAAAACAGCCCUUUACCGGCGGGUUGGAAGCAGAUAUUCCACGAAAGCGGUCUACCUGUAUACGUACACAUCGAAACAAACGUAUGUUCUCUAUCUCGACCGUAUUGCAUCUAUAAAAAAGGUACAAAAUCUCAUCUCCUACCCGAAUCAGCUGUACCUUGCUUGUACGAGAAAAGCGUAAAAAAUCCGGACUCUUUCAACGAAGAAUAUUCCGGCGACGCUGCUCAAGCUAGUCAAAGCGACACUACGAUCACCAGACGUCCGAAACAAACGAAAAUAUCUAACUAUUGCGAACGUUUGUUUAAAUUCAAGAAAGUCAAGAUUUUGAAAUUCCGUUCGUGGGGCGUUCGUCGGACUCAUUUACGUACUUUGCGAAACGAACGAAACCAUCGCAAACGACUAUUUUCUAAUAAAAAUAAACUCAUCACGUUUCCUAUAAUCAAGAAAAACGAACACGGUAAAAUAAUAUCGAGUAAACAAUGGGUGAUUAACCGUCGAGGUAAAAGUUACGUAGCCAUAUUGCACGAGUAUCUGCAGCAGUUAUUGAAAACCGCACCAGUGUACACGUUUAGCGAAGUAGAUAAUACCAGAACACCUUACGCAGCUACGGUAAUGGUGAACGGUGACGAAUACGGUAGCGGAGUAGGUAUUAGUAAACGAGAAGCUAAAAUCGCAGCAGCCAAAGCUACUUUAUUAGUACUUCUACCGAAGCUGAAAAAAUCCUUAAUGAAGGCCUGCGAAAAACGAAAGAAAACUGUCACCGAACAAUCAGACUCUGAAGAAGAGGAACAAAAUAUCGCCUCGGUUUUCGACGAUAUUGAAAUAACAGAUCCUAGAGUGAGCGAGUUAUCAAAGGAGACGACCGAACCGACACCUUAUGAAUUGCUGAUGAAAUGCGUUCAGCGUAGAUCGGAUUCUGCAGAUUGUGAUUCGCAACAGGUGGAAAUAAAUUACGACGUUGAAUCGAACGAGUAUACGAUGAGUUUGGGUGAUCAUUCGGUCACAGUGAAAUGUACGAAUAAGAGAGAUGGGAAACAACAAGCUUCGCAGGCUCUUUUACAAGCUCUGCAUCCGUAUAUUAAUAAUUGGGGUUCGUUGCUAAGGCUUUAUUGUAAUCGUACCACAGAUCAUUACCGAUUCGGUCCUCGUAAUGGUACCGAAGAUGCUGCAGAUAUCGAAGAAAUCAAGCAGCGUUCGCCUGAUACGAGUUUAUUGAAUACGUUACGAGAGAGAAUGUUAAGAUUGUGGGAAACAGAAAAAGAUGUCUGAGUCCUCGACGAAGAAAACAAUUAGUCAGUGUAAACGUGUUCAGAUUUAUUAUUUUAUGUUUUUUUAUUUUUUGUACGUGUUUUUUUUCGAAUGAUUCUUUUUUAUGUACUUAAUUCGAACAAAUAUUAUACAUUUUACAUUAAUUAGUAACGAUGAGUUUUCUUUUACUCAAUGAAUCUACAAUGCAAAGAUAAAUUUAGUAUUUACACUAAAAAAAACAAAUUAUUAAAUUUCAACUUUUAAAUUACUUUUGCUGGUUUCCAAUCAAUCAAUCAUCAAUUUAUAAGCGAGCCUUUAAUUCAUUUUUAAUUUAAAAAUAUCAGAGGUACUUGUAGAUAAAUACAAUAAUCGCUCGAUCAGCUGAUGUUGUUGAUAUCCCUGAACUUUUUGCUGCUUCUUUUCCGCCAACGAACGUAUACGUAGACUUACUAUCUAUUAGUGCCUUUUCAAAUUCUUCUUCAAGAUUUCGAAUAGUGGAAAACAGUAUACCUGAAAGUGAAACACGAUGAGAAUUUCUGGUGUGUAUUUCUUCGUUUUGUGCGUUGCAGUAUUUGUUUUAUUGAGCCGCAGUGAGGUUCAUGGUAAAAUUAAAAAUAUCCCAGUAGACGAUAAUGUAUAGGAUAAGAUUCGUCGCCUGAUUCAAGUUCGAGUACCUAUAUACCUACAUGUUUCAGACUCUCCUGCUGGAGUAAAAAUUCGAUGGGAUUUUCAGUGCCAAAAGGAAGGAGAAUGCAUAAUUGAAAGCCCGGAUUAUAACGUUAAACGAAGUCCUGGAUUACAUGGUUAUCAGUCAUAUUAGAACCGUUGAAUUUGUCAAAAGAUGAUAUUAUACUCGUUUAAUUUUAUUAGUUGAAGUGGUACAGCAUUCGCAGACUAGGAAAUAUUUGCAUAAGUCUUACUAACGUAUUAGUGAAUACAACGAAAUUGUUUCAGGGGUGUUACCCUUUGUUGAUCUAGAUCAUGAUCAAUGUCCCAAAUGGCCUCACUUUGAUUCAAGUGAAGUACGAGUAGAUGGAAAUAAGAAAAUAUAACUAAAGCUAUAGCAUCAUUCCUUAUUUGUACGUAGAUUACCGAUUACCUACUUGAGUUAUAAAAUUUCUGUAGUGUCUUUUGAUUGAAUAAAUAUAUGUAUAGAUUUUUUUCACAAAGUUUUUUUCUCUGGAUAAAUUUACUUAAUCCAAAUUGGAAAGUGAAUCAUUUCGGAGACUUUCUGGUGCCGCAUUGUCUCUUACUGUUUUGUAAAACUCUGGUUAUUUACAAAAAGUUGUUAAGAAGUCUUACUUUUUAAAGCUUUUUAAACAAAAAUUGCUGAAAAGUAAGUUGCUUGUGGGCAGAAACUGAAAAAAUAUCCUUUUUUCAAAAUUGCUAGAAGGUCUGAAUUUUUUUACCAGAAAUUGCCAUAUAGUUUUACUUUCUUGCAAAAACACGUCUUCUAUGUCCUAGAAUUGUCAUAGCAUUGUGUGCAGCCAAAAAUAGCAGAAAGUCGCCAUUUGUCAAAUUUGUCAUGAAGUAUUAGGUAUAAAUAAGUAUCGUUUAAAAAUUGCAAAUUAGGUACCUAUUUCAGAAAGUUGCGAAAAAGUACCACUUUUCAAAAUAAUAAUAUUGUAAAAAUACAUCUCUGUUUCGCCAUUAAUUGCCAGAAAGUCCUGCUUUCUGUUAAUUAUCAAAGUCCUAAUCAAGUUUUGUUAUUAAAUGUUAAUUAAAAUGUUUGUUUCGAAGUUUUUUUGAUGUAGGUAGUUAGGUACAUAAUUUUUUUUUCAUUAUCUAUAGGCCUACUUGUAGAUAAAUACUGUAAUCGCUUGAUUAGAAUUUAGAUGUCCUUGUUGAAAUGAUAUCUUCAACUUUUUGCUGCUUGUUUUCCGCUAAGGAGCAUAUACAUAUAGACAUACCACCUAUUAGUGCCUUUUCAAAUUCUUCCAGAUGCUAGAGUAGAAAGUAGAAACCAGUAGGUAUCAGAAAGUAAAGUAUGAUGAGAAUUUCUGCUUUGUACUAUUUCUUCUUAUUGUGCUGUGCACUAUUUGUUUUAAUGACCUGCGGUGUGGAUGAGAAGGAUCUUGAUGCAGAAAACCCCACCAGUGUUCCGGAAUUCUCUGAAGAGUCGAACAAAAUUUACAAUGCCCUCCCCGAAGAUUUACAACUCACUUAUUUUAAACAAAAAUCAAAAGCGGCCAAGGAGUUGGAUACAGCAAAACAGGAGGAAAAAGAUGCAAUCGCUUUAAAAACUUUUCUCAUGUUCAAAUGUGCAACUUCAAAUAUGAAAUCGGAUUGCGAAGAAUUUUACCCAAAAUUUGUGGGUGAAGGUGGAAAAUCUCAAAACGCAAAUGUUAGAGAAUUCGUUAAAUCAUUUAUGCGAGAUAUCAAGACUGAUUUUAACAUCACAAUCGAACUUGGGGAUAUGAUUAACAAUUUUUCAUUAACAGACGCAUACUAUGGUGUUGAUGAACGAUUUCAGGCUAAAACAAAAAUGACUACCUAAUUAUUUUUACGAUAUAUGCGCGUACCUGUGGAGAUAUAACAAACCGAGAUAUAGAGACUAUUUGACAGAUGAUUCUUACGAAAACGCUAAAGCCCUUAUGUGUAAAAUCAUCAAACCGGAGUUUAACGAAAUAGAUCAGAAGAACGAAAUUAUCAAAUUUGCAACAUUUUAUGCCCGCAUACGUCAUUGGUCCAACCAUUUUGCACACAAUUGCGAUGGUAUUUUCAAUACGAAAAGCGUGGAAUUAGCCAAAAAGAAAGGACGGGAUGUAACAUUAUAUGAAGUACUGGAUUACAUGCGCAUGUUAAAACCAUUGAAUUUUUCUAAACAUGAUAUAACAAUUUUAAAUUUAUUAGUUGAGGUAGUACAUAAUUCGCAGACUAGAAAAUAUUUUCAUAAGUCUUACCAACAUGUAAAUUUAUUCGAUGAAAAAAUUCAAGGAGUGUUACCCUUCGUUGAUCUAGAUCAUGAUCAAUGUCCCAAGUGGCCUUACUUUGAUUCAAGUCAAGUAGGUACCUAGAUGGAAAUAAGAAAACAUAACUAAAGCUAUAGCAUCAUUCCUUAUUUGUAGAUUACCUAAACUUGGGGUAUAAAAUUUCUGUAUUGUCUUUUGAAUAAAUCUAUAGAAUGAUUUUUUUUUCAAAGUUGUUUUCUCUGGAUAAAUUUACUUAAUCCAAAUUGGACUGGUGCCGCAUUGUCUCUCACUGUUUUGCAAAACUCUGAUUAUUUACAAAAGAUUGCUAAGAAGGCUUGCUUUUUAAACAAAACUUGCUGAUAAGUAAGUUUCUCACUUUUUUGCUUGUAGGCAGAACUGAAAAAUAUCCUUUUUUCAAAAUUGCUAAAAGGUCUGAAUUUUUUAUAGGUACAUACCAGAAAUUGCUAUUGUGCAAUACUUUCUUGCAAAAACACCUCUUCUACUAGAAUUGUCAUAGCCUUGUGUCCAGCUAAAAAUAGCAGAAAGUCUCGCCAUUUGUCAAAUUUGCAAUGAAGUACCUAGAUGCUAGAGUAGAAACCAGUAGGUACCAGAAAGUAAAGCAUGAUGAGAAUUUCCGCUUUGUACUAUUUCUUCUUAUUGUGCUGUGCACUAUUCGUUUUAAUGACCUGCAGUGUGGGUGAGAAGGAUCCUCCUCUUCCUGAAAAAAGCGAGCCCUCGAAGCUAGAUAACCGUGAAAUACUUUCUGCAGGGUCGAAAAUUUUUUACGACGCCCUCCCCAAACAGUUACAACCCAGUUUUAUAGAUCUAUACAAAAACAAAGACGGAGGAAACUGGAAAAAAUUCUUCUCAUGUUUGCAUGCGAAACUUCACACAUGAAAUCGGAUACUGAGAAAUUCUACCCAAAAUUCGUGGGUGAAGAAGAUACGAAAUAUCAUAAAAAGGCAGCUAAAAUAUAGCUUAUAGUUUAUUGAUGCAGGGUGUCAAGGAGGAGUUCAGGAUUCCAAUCGAACUCAGGAUUUAAUUAAGGAUUUUGCUGGAGAAGAGCCGCAGUUUGAUGGUGAACCACAAUUUGUGGCAAAAGUUAAGAUGAUAAAUUAUUUUUACGAUAUGUGCGGUUAUUUAUCGAGAUAUACUGAUGAAAAAGUUAUACCAUAUUAAUUUGACGGUGCGAUAGAAUUUUCAAUGCGGAAAGCGAGGAAUAUACCAAAUUGAAAUGCUGGAAUGUAAUGUUGAACGAAGUACGAUUAAUGUCCCAAAUGGUCUCACUUUGAUUCAAGUGAAGUACCUAAAUGGAAAUAAGAAAACAUAACUAAAGCUGUAGCAUCAUUCCUCGUUAGUUGUUUGUAGUGUAGAUUACCUACCUACUUAGGUUAUAAAAUUUCUGUAGUGCCUUUUGAAUAAAUCUAUAGAUUUUUUUUC
This is a messenger RNA of Planococcus citri (citrus mealybug), 5994 nucleotides long. RefSeq names its product microprocessor complex subunit DGCR8-like. The record is from RefSeq and is a predicted model, not a curated record. Gene Ontology annotation, cellular component: microprocessor complex. Gene Ontology annotation, molecular function: primary miRNA binding; identical protein binding; heme binding. Lineage: Eukaryota; Metazoa; Arthropoda; Insecta; Hemiptera; Pseudococcidae. The coding region runs from base 134 to 1663 and encodes 509 amino acids. The transcript is spliced from 7 exons. Gene Ontology annotation, biological process: primary miRNA processing.